Austrofundulus limnaeus is the source of this 1843-nucleotide messenger RNA. RefSeq names its product ArfGAP with FG repeats 2 (gene agfg2). Gene Ontology annotation, molecular function: GTPase activator activity. Bases 146 to 1621 code for a protein of 491 amino acids. The record is from RefSeq and is a predicted model, not a curated record. NCBI's taxonomy places the organism in Eukaryota, Metazoa, Chordata, Actinopteri, Cyprinodontiformes, Rivulidae. The transcript has 14 exons. Gene Ontology annotation, cellular component: membrane; cytoplasm.
AACGUUUCCAAAAUAAAGCGGGCGUGAGGCGCUCCGUGUAGUAAACGGCGCAAAGCCUGGGAGGAGGAGGACAGAGGAGGUGUUACCGGGCUGGGGGGUGGGGUGGGCCCGUCUGUCCAUCUGCCAGGCACCGGUCCAGGAUAAAAUGUCGAACCGAAAGCACCGGGACAACCAAGAAAUCUGCGCCCGCAAGGUCCGGGAGCUGGCCCAGUCCGGGGUAAACAAACACUGCUUCGAGUGCAACCAGCCCGGKGUGACGUACACGGACAUCACGGUGGGCAGCUUCGUCUGCACGUCGUGCUCCGGAAUGUUGAGAGGCCUCAACCCACCCCACAGGGUCAAGUCCAUCUCCAUGACGACAUUCUCCCAACAGGAAGUGGAGUUCCUCCAAAACCAUGGCAACGAGGUUGGGAGAAGAACCUGGCUGUGUGUGUUUGACCCCAAGGCCGACGGCUGCCCUGACCUAAAGGACUCGCAGAAGUUUAAAGAGUUUCUUCAGGAUAAAUACGAGAAGAAGAAAUGGCAUUUUUCCAAAAGUAAAAACCGAAGGGAUGUGGAGGGUCCCUGGAGUCCAGGAGUCCAGGCCAUGCCGUCUUCUCACGGCCUCCUAACGAGCCAGGGYCCAUCCCAUAAUUUACCCCCGAACGCCAGAUCAACACGACCGCUGUCUCAGUCCCAGCUGCCAUCCUGGGAUCGAGCUCCCGCCAUCUCGCCCGCCGACAUGAGGAUGGACGCGUUCACGGCUCGACCGUCCCGCUCCCAAAGCUUCAGAGACCCCCCUCUGAAAGAUUCCUCUCUGUGUGGUAUAGAACGCCAACGACCGGGCUCUCUGUCUCUGGGGGGUCAGAGCCACGCGCCAUCGUUCCCCGCCCUCCCACGGCCCUCAGCCAGCAGCUCGUUCAAAAACCACUUCACUUUAGGUCGUACGGUGUCGGUUUCGGGGACCACGGGGCCCUUCAGAGCCUUCCCCAAGUCGGUCAGCGUGGACUUUGGAGGUCUGAGCCAUCCUCAGACACAGCCCCUGCCUCAGUCUCGGUCCCAGCCUCAGCAGCCUCAGCAGCCGGCCUCCGUCAGCCAGACGACCCCACCGGUCAGCAGCUCCAACAGUCAGGAUCGAUACGCUGCCGUGUCCCAGCUGGACAGUGUCUUCUCUGAAACGCCGUCCACCACAGCUCCACCUGGUGGCCCUCCACAGUACAGCGCCAUCUUCGGCAGCAGGCUCUCCUCCAGCUCCAGUCCUGCUAGUUCUCCUGGUGUUGAUUCGGUUUCCAGCUCUCAGACUUUUGGAAAUUUCCCCAACCCGUUCAGCUCCAGCGCCGGGUCGGCCUCCCAGCAACCUGUUGCCCUCUCCCCCAGUAACCCCUUCAGCACCGCCUCAGGAGGUGACUCUGGCGUGUUUGUAACUUCGCCCACCUCCGUUUUUCCUCCUGCAGCUUCCUUUCCAUCAGCUGCCACCCAGAAUGCAUUUCCUCACGAAUCAUCCUCGACUCAAGAAGCCAACGGUUUCGCCUCCUUCCCUGCGUCCGACUCUCAGUCUAAAGUUCCCCGGCCCAUGUCUGUGAACCCAUUCACGGGGAAUGUUUACCCCAGCAGAGGGACGUCGAGAAAUCCUUUCAUCUGACGCCCCCACCCCCACCUCCUCCUCUUCUUCCUCACUUCUCUGGGAACUGACGGAGGAGCGAACCUGAGGAGUCGCUGCCAUUUCAAAGCCUCUGGAGUAUUUUCACCUUGUCGGGGGUGGGGGCGGAUCGGACCCUCCCUCAGUCCGUCCCCAGUCCUCUCUGUGUCUGUGUUUACGUGUUUGUUGAGGGUAAAAAAAACUAAACAAAACAAACAAAAAAAA